GCGCUUUAUGCCUGGUGCCGCCGCUCGCUCGUGCAAUCUGCUCGCUCCAUCCAUCGCCAUCGUCGCCAUUGCGCUCCUGUCUGCUCUGUUUUACUCGUCAUCAUCAACUCUGUCUUCAUUAGCCUCGGGUUCAGCAGUGACCAGUACGAGUCCGAAUCCAGUCGCAGCGAUGGCAAACCCUGCGAAUCUCACUCAGCGAGUGCUUACGUGCUGGUUCCGCAACUGGGACCGCACGCCGCCGGUACCUGGCCCCAUCAUGUCCAAGUGGUUUGCUCGGGACGACCAGUUUGACCAGGAAAUCAAAUCAAACUUUGAGAGCGACGUGAUUGCUGCUGGCAAAGGCGCAUUCGAUGACGUCGCUGCGAAGAGUGCGAAUGAUGCACUUGCAGUUGCAAUUCUGCUCGACCAAUUCCCGCGAAACGCCUUCCGCGGAACUGCCCAGGCCUUUGCGUUUGACCAGAAGGCGCGAGAAAUUGUCUUCCGCGCGCUGGAUGCCGGCUUUGAUGCGCACGUGCACCCUGUCGAGCGACAAUUCUUUUAUCUCGUGCUCAUGCACCACGAGAAUCUUGAAUCGCAGCAACGCUGUGUCCAGCUCGAAGAGAAGCUGUCUCGAGAGCACGGAGAAGUGUACCCAUUCCUGAAGCACGCAGUCUCGUUUGCCAAAGACCACGCGAAUGUCAUUGAACGUUUUGGGCGCUUCCCGUCGCGAAACGCUGUUCUCGGCCGCGAAUCCACUGCUGAAGAAAAGACCUUCCUCGAGUCGCACAAGGGAUGGUGAUUGGAUUUCGUUCCAGUGCUCUGCUGAGGUGUUUUUGUCCACGAGAACGUAAAGUUCAUGUUGAACCUGUGAACAUUUUCGUCCUUCUGAUCAUAACAAUUCCUGUUUCCCACCCCAGCGAACUCUUUCUGAGCUUCUCGGUGCUAUUUGACAUUGCUACUGUGCUUGUUGCCAUUGUCAGUCCUUUUUCCAUCUGGUUUCAGUCAGAAUGACCAUUUCGUUCAAUAGCGAACGAGCUGCGAUUCAAGCACUGCUCGCGCCAGUCACUUCUCC
This is a messenger RNA of Capsaspora owczarzaki ATCC 30864, 1051 nucleotides long. RefSeq lists its product as hypothetical. Gene Ontology annotation, molecular function: protein binding. Bases 8 to 778 code for a protein of 256 amino acids. The record is from RefSeq and is a predicted model, not a curated record. Lineage: Eukaryota; Filasterea; Ministeriida; Capsasporidae. The transcript is spliced from 5 exons.